CAGUUUAGUUCUGAGUUCUGGCAACAGUGAGCAAUGGGUCCCCAGCAGUCAUGAGCGAACGUUGUCAUUCAUUCAACCAAUCAGCCGAGAUUUGAUCGGUGGAGUUACCUUGCACGGCCUGGCGUCUUGGAUUCUCCGCCAGCCAUGGCCGUGACAUUCACUGAACGUCGUCACCACAUGGUUACCUAACAGACCGUGGUCCUCGGGGUUCACAUGACGGAAUAUCCGUUAUUUGUAGCUCUCUCAAUAUUAGUCUUUAAAUCAUAUUAACCGUUGUUAUAACCCGACGUACGGAUGGGAACAGUCGCAAGGCACGGUGGUGACAUCCUCUGUCACGUGACGGUCCGUAAGCAGACUGGAGGCGCUCCGUGGGUUGGCGGAUGGACGUACUCGACCGUGCCUUACAGCGCGAAAAACACAGGAAGCGAUGAAACUAGGGAUUCUACGGAUUCAGAUUCACGCCAGAGCUUCCCCGCAGAGUUUGUUGCCGACCAACUAACAUCAAAUUCAGACAUGCUUGAAUUGAGCAAGGACGAUGCAGCCGUUUCAGGGCAGAAGCAAGUCGCAGAGGUUAGUUCUUCCGUAGAUUCUGGACCAGGAGUAUCGACCGCGGUUGCCGAAUCUCUCACCAAGAGGGACGAGGAAUGGAAGAAGGAAGUUGCGAAGCUUCUAGCGGAGACGAACCGGCUGAAGCUGUCGAAGGACCAGACGAUUCGCACACUAAGGCAUCGAGUCGAAGAAGAGCGGGAGAGAAAUAAAAAGCUGAAGCAGAGAUUUUUUAACCUGACGGGAGAGAAACCGGACUUGAUACCGCUGGAUUCCGAUGAGGACAAGUCCAUCCCGUAUGCAGCUGCUAUCAGGCCAGGAGAGAAUGGUCGUUGUCAGAGUUCUGCUGAUGGUACAGAUGCUCCUCUUUCACAAGCCGAGCCUCAGCCUGUUGUUAACUCGACAACGAGCAAGUCUCUGCACGAGGUUUGUUCUGACGCGGAAAUUAUCACUACUCUACAGCAACAACUGUCAUCGCUUCAAUCUGUAGAGCAGAAACUCUCAUCUGAGCUUGGGUCUCUCCGCUCCGCUCUGAGCAGCGAGCAGCAGCGGAUGCGAUUGGUGGAGCAGCAACGGGACGAGGCGCUGGAAGGGGCGAGGGAAGCGGAAGUGGCGCUAGGCAUGGCUGAACGAAAGCUCCAGGAGCAGCAUCAGCAGAUCCUGAAGAUGCAAGCCGAGGGUGAUGCAGAAGGAGGCUGGCGGAUUAAAGGGCUUGUUCCCGCAUCGGAGCUGGUCGAAGUUCAGAAGCUCAUGGGGGAUCAACUCAGCGAAAUAUCCGGUCUAAAAGGCCAAGUGAAGUCCUUGAAAGCAACCCUUGAAUCGCAAACGUCGCGUCUGAAAGCAGCAGAGGGGGGACUGGCAGAAAAGAUUGAGGAGCUUGGACACACGAAAGAAGCAUUGAAGGUGGCUGAUGCCGAAAAUGGCCGUCUGUUGACGGAAGGAAUCGAACUGAAGGACGAGGUAGCCCGAUUGCAGGCAGAGGUUGAGGAGCUGACCGCCUUGAAGUCAGCAAGCGAGGAAAGGGAGAGGAAGGAUGAAGGAGUUAUUGAAGGCCUGCAUUCACGCUUUGUGGAGAUGGAGAGACAGAAGGAUGAAGCCGUGAAAGAGAUCGAGAAGGUUUUAGGAGCAGUGAUCUCGCAGGUACAGGAUGAGAAGGAGAAGGUUGGCGUGGAGCUGGCGGAGUCGAGAAAUAAGGUUGAAGAGAUGGAAAAGUGGAACUCCGAAGUGACGGAGACAAUGCAAAGGAUGCAGGCGAAGAUUGAAGCACUGGGGGAACUUACACAGGCAAAGGAAGCUGAGAUCCAAGCAUUGAGACAGCAGUUGCAUGCAGAAGAGAAAGAGGCGAGAGCGAAGGAGAAGCAGAUUGUGAAACUGACUGCUGACACACAGUCACUGAAUGCGUUGAUGCUGAAGGCAGUGGAGAGCAAGCAAGGCAUGGAAGAGCAUCUGCAGGCAAAGGGGAGGGAGGUAGAAGGCAUAAAGGGCAGCUUGAGGCAGGCGGAAGCGAAGGUUGAACUGCUGGAGAGGGAACUGGCAUGGAAGGACGAGCGGCUCAGGGCCGUGGAAGCCGAGGUACAGACGCAGCAGCUGCAGGUGAGGCGAGUGGAGGGGCGAUUGGUGGAGGUGCAGCAGCAGAUGGGGGUGCUGCAGCGUGAGAAGGAGGAUUGGGCAGGCCAGAUGAGGGCUCUGGAGAAGGAGAAGGCUUCAUUGGACCAGGAACUGUAUGUGGUGACCCAUGAGAUGCUGAUGAAGGAGAGGGAGGUGCAGGCACUGCAAGCUGCACAGGGCUACGGGAUGGAAUCUGACUGAAGAUUGGCUUACUGAUAUUGUGAUCGUAGUAGGGUUUGCUAUCUUCAAACGUUCUGCCUGCCCUCAGCUGUGUAGUUACGUUUUGGUACGAGA
Messenger RNA from Closterium sp. NIES-67, 2448 nucleotides. Lineage: Eukaryota; Viridiplantae; Streptophyta; Zygnematophyceae; Desmidiales; Closteriaceae. The record is from the annotation of a GenBank genome assembly.